Melampsora larici-populina 98AG31 is the source of this 591-nucleotide messenger RNA. RefSeq lists its product as uncharacterized. The coding region runs from base 1 to 591 and encodes 196 amino acids. NCBI's taxonomy places the organism in Eukaryota, Fungi, Basidiomycota, Pucciniomycetes, Pucciniales, Melampsoraceae. The transcript is spliced from 5 exons. The record is from RefSeq and is a predicted model, not a curated record.
AUGUUAACAAGCGAGUUGCAACGUCUCAAACAAGUACCGGAACAGUACCACUUGAUGGGCCCAAUCAAGUCUAUUCCCCGUACAUUCUUCAAUCUAUUUCCUUUAAACGAUCUUAAUCCGAGUAUUGGGUUUUCCACCUCUUUGGCUUCUACUAGCAAUGGUGCGGUAACCAAGAUGACCAACAUAUCUGAAGUGGCUCAGUGUCCCAACUUCUGGGCGAUGCCGGUGCACGCGCUGUACGAGUGGCGAAGGCAUGUCAACAUCCUCGAUCGCACCCUUCUGGGGUAUUACGAGCAAGCUUUGGAUGAGGCGGAGAAGGAUUUGGACCGAGCGGCAUCUGAGCCCGAUGUUCUUGACACAUCCAUUGUAACUCCUUCUGGACGACCCUCAGCUCCCCGAUCUGGUCGCAAACGCUCGGUGAAAGAUGAGACUGCGGCUCCAGGCGGAUCUGGUCCUGCUUUUAAGUUCCUAAAAGCACGACCUGACCGUUUGGAUUUGCUUUUCAUGCGUGCUUUGGAAGCUCUUAGCCCAUUUGGGUCGAAUGGGCAGAAGGUCAAAAUCUCGUUACUGUGUAGUUCACACCCUUAUUGA